Messenger RNA from Tuber aestivum (summer truffle), 2460 nucleotides. The record is from the annotation of a GenBank genome assembly. NCBI's taxonomy places the organism in Eukaryota, Fungi, Ascomycota, Pezizomycetes, Pezizales, Tuberaceae.
GGCGGUAAUCUACUAAAUUCGAUGGCGGAAAAGCUCGGCCUUCCAAAUGCAAAUACUUUCAAAGACGCACACUCGAAAAGAGUUCAAAAACUGCCUGGUCGUGGAGGGUUUAGAACUGGUAUUUCAUUACGGGUACCUUUCAAAAGCCAAUCAAGCCUGUUCGGGUCAGGGUCGUCCCAAGAUAGACUCAUGCUUUUUGUGUCAUUUCCGUAUUUCGGGAAAUCUAGCCGUGAGAUCCAAUUGGGCGCGGAGAGCGAGAGCGUCAGACUCUUAGAUUUCAAACGCCUGGGAGCUCAUUCCCCAAGCGGGAGGCCCCGGGUGCCCAGGGGGGGUAGAACUGAGAUAGGAGAGAUAUUAGUGCACCAGGCACGAUAUAUGAUAUUUGAUAACAGUAAGUUAUACUUUUUGUCUGUCUCCUGCUGACUCAAGCAUCCUUGCUAAUGCAGUUCCUGAAGAUACAAUGGCAGUAUUUAGAUCUAAAGAGGAUAGCGCUAAAGAUAAGGUUCCACUUCACCGCUUUCAAGAGCGUACCGGAGCCAUCCGUGCAAUGAUUCAUAUGAUUGCCAAUCGUAUGGACCCAGAAUUAUCAGUUGCAGGAAGCCUUCAAGCCUCCCUGUGCAAAAUUGUUAGUUUAUUCUCUCCGUGGCUGAAGAUAUCUGUGGCUAAUUCCCGAGGAUUAUUAGGAGGAGGAUAUCGAUCAAAUGAUAUCAGGUGCGAGGACCCCCGCGGAUGACCAAGGUGUGAAAGAGCUCUUCCGCUGAUGUACUGCCACCCCUAAAAUUACUACUAGAAACGGUAUCCCCCAAACUCGAGCCAGUGCGACAGAACAGCAAUCGCACAGAAAUCCUCACCUCUCUUAACAGACUUUCGGCGGACUUGUUUGCCGCUAUUACUGUUGCUGGAAGACAAAUUGAGAUUCUUCAGGGCCUACACAGCGUGUUUUCGGAAAGUUACCGAUCGGAAACUAGCAAUCGCGAGGAAGGAUCUUCACUCCGGCUUAAUCUCUUCCCCAAGGGUCUUGUUCCCGUUCCUGUCCCGGUUAAAAAUCCUGAGCAGAUAUGGCCGAAUACCUUGGAUGCUAUCUGUGGGGCGGUCCAAGAAAGGAAAUCUUUCAUCAAGCAAAUCGAGAAGUUGGUAGAGAAUAUGGAUAUCAGGAGAAAAAUUGUAUAAAUCCCAAGUCUAAUCUCAACAAGAGUGCUGACGACCUAGUAGCUCAUUGGAUUCUUAGAGUCUGGCCACGCUGAAAAAGCAAUAGAUGCGGUUAAGCGCAUAGAACAUACUAUCAGGGAGAGCCAGGCCACACUUGCGGAGCAAGACAAAGCCUUGCUUGGUUUCACCUUCGUUACUAUAGUCUUUCUCCCUCUUAAUUUUUGCACUUCGGUAUUUUACCUCCUGUCCGUGGAAUGGGUGUUUUUCUGACAAGAAGCAUUGCCAGUAUUUCGGCAUGAACAACAUAAAGGAAUUCACCAAAGAUCCCCUAUCCAAAAUUGAUUUCUGGAAUUUCGCGCUCCCAUUCACUACGGUAACGCUACUCGCUUUAAUACUGCCCAUCACCUGGAAGCGUGGGCUAGCGGUAGAAUUUAGAGCCCUUAUAAUGGAACUAAAUCUAUAUCCCAGGAGAAAGAGAGGCGAUAUCGAGAAUCAGAGUUCGCCUACGCUUUAUUUGCAAGAAGAGACUUCGAGCCGCUCACCCGGUGUAUCACAAUUACUCUACCCCUCUAUCAUUGGCAGCGCCAUCUCAACGAAUGGGAUGCCAACAACACCUCCGCAAAUAUCUACGGAUCCUAGCCCUUGCCCAGAAUCAUUGGCACAGAAUUUAGCUCCUCAGGGAACCCAGCGUCAAUUGCCACUACAAGACCCGGCAGCUGAGCCCCCAGUGUGCCCAGAGGGUCCAGGACCACGGGCGCCAGUCGCACCUACCCCACCGAGACCUCUAUCCUUAGGCCAAGAAACUGAAAUACAGCCAGUAACAGCACCCCUGUCGGUUGGAUUACUGCGGCCUCCUUCUCCUUGCCCACCCUCACCACAACCACCGUCUCCGACUGGGACACACUCGACAAACCCGGCCGGCCAGGCAUCGUCGACCAGCACGAGGGAUUCGAAUACGGCUUCCCCUCCGCUACCAACUGUGCUGGAACCGAAUAUUUCGGCACCUCCAGCAGCCCCCAGAAAUCCGGCCUCCGAUACCGCAUAGGCAAGGCGGUGAUGCGGGGGAUAAAGGAUCCAAUAGCCAAUCUCCGCCAAUCAAGCGAGCAGCAGCGGCAACUAUUGCGAUCUUAAAACGAGAAGGCUGAGGGAACGCGGGAUUUAACAGUCAAUGAAAUCUCCAAGGCCUGUCCGUGUCGUAUAGGCGGUGGUAGAAAUAUCAUGAUUAGAGGAUAUAUAGGGGCCGGGGAAGGAGGGAUUUGUUCCUUCAAUAUGUAUUUUUUGUGCGUUAGUUUUUAAUAUCGUUUGAGUUGA